This is a messenger RNA of Pieris napi, 1490 nucleotides long. Its product is annotated as alpha-tocopherol transfer protein-like. Gene Ontology annotation, molecular function: phosphatidylinositol bisphosphate binding. Gene Ontology annotation, cellular component: membrane. The transcript has 6 exons. The record is from RefSeq and is a predicted model, not a curated record. Bases 136 to 1065 code for a protein of 309 amino acids. NCBI's taxonomy places the organism in Eukaryota, Metazoa, Arthropoda, Insecta, Lepidoptera, Pieridae.
GUGAGAUCCCCGUUCUUGAUUCUCAUUGCUUUCUGUUGUGUCGCGAGCGUAGCACCACUUUCGUGUUUAUAAUGUUUACAUUCUCGUGAAAUCUGUGCCAGUGAAGGGACUAUUAAUCGUUUAUAACUCAUCGAAAUGGCGUUGUACUAUGAUGAUGGUACACCGUAUGUUUUAUUGGGAGGACAUAGAAUACAAUUAGAAAGAGAGCCGUUUACGGAAGAGUAUUAUGUAGAAAAAGCGGAAAAGGAACUAAGAGAGACGCCGGAAAAUGUAGAAAAAGGGCUUAGGGAGUUGCGUGAACUUUUAAAAGGAGAAUUAGACCUGGUUGUACCAAUUGAAGAUGAUAUGUUCCUGAUGAAGUUUUUGAGACCGUGCAAGUUCUACGCUGAAAGUGCUUUUAAACGGAUAAAAGCCUAUUACAAAUUCCGUUUGUCAUAUGCGAACUAUUGCAAGGAUCUCACUCCGAAAGCCACUCAGGCUACAUUCCAGAACUCUAUUGUUUCCAUGCUGUCCCCCAGAGACCAGCAAGGCCGUCGCCUACUGUUCGUGGAAUCUGGAGAACGUUGGAAACCACGUGUGGUACCACUUGCUGAAAUGUUCCGUGGGGUACAAAUAGCUUUGGAAUCCGCACUGGAGGAGCCCCGGACGCAAGUAAGCGGGGUCAACGUAGCAAUCAACUUAAAAGGACUCUCGCUCUCGCACAUUAUGCAAUUCACACCAUCUUUUGCCAAAAUGAUCGUGGAUUGGAUACAGGAUUGCAUACCAGUCCGUCUAAAAGGAGUGCACAUUAUAAAUCAACCAUACAUCUUCAAUAUGUUAUUUGCACUUUUCAAACCAUUUCUAAGUACGAAGUUACGCUCGCGUAUACAUUUCCACGGAUCUGACACAACUUUGCUACUUAAAGACGUAGAUGCCUCGCAACUUGUAGAGAGGUGUGGCGGAACCCUUCCGGAAAAUGAGGAAACUGGAGACAUAAUGUGGAAAAUGCUUUGUCACUAUGAAGAGGAUUUUAAAACCAAAAUCUCUCAUGGUUACGUCAACAACAACAACAACAACAAAUGUUGAUGCAGUCGUGACAGGCUCUUGUGGGGAAAGGGCAUCAAUGUCAGCUGAUGUGAUUACUGCCGAGGCACUGAUGGGUACAGGAGUCAUAUGCUCUCUUUUAAAAUAAAUAUUUUUAAGUUUAUAACCGUCAAACAACGCAGACUUAUUUAAUCGGCAUAUAGAACUCAUUUUUUGUGAUAAUAUAUAGAUAUAGUUUUCUUAGGGUCUUUGACCUUUGACCGGUGUACGACUUCAUGGUUACAGCGCUAAUUUAUUUGGAUUCAAAUAUAUAUUCUUUGUACGCACAAUAAUAUAUAGUGGGUUCGUGGUUUUUAUGGUUAAUAUAGUAUUUUUAAGACAUAGUACAAUUAACUCUAAGGUGCGUCUUCCAAUACGUGUAAUAAACUUUGUUUCAAGAUCUGCUGACCUGCUCUUUGACUUGUGAU